Molecule: messenger RNA, 1974 nt
Organism: Metarhizium acridum CQMa 102
Lineage: Eukaryota; Fungi; Ascomycota; Sordariomycetes; Hypocreales; Clavicipitaceae
Source: RefSeq, a predicted model, not a curated record
AUGGGUGAGAACUUCAGAGAGCCGGAUAUUGUGCCACCCUGUAUCUUAACGGUGACCCUUCAUGAGGCCCCUGGCCUGCCUACACUACAUGGUAAACUGCGGUAUGCACUCUUGAAUUACAAUCAAUAUGAAGUGCCAGUGGAACCCUAUCUGGUAUCCGCAAGCGAACCUAGGAUGGUGCAAAAAGAUUACAAUGUCUGCAAAUUCUACGUGACUCGUUUUGCAGAGUUGACCAUUUCCUUCUAUGUCCGUGAUACAGAAGAUGCGCCAGCCGUACUUUUAGGUGCAGCACGAGUGAAACCUUUUGAUAUUUCAAAAACCGCCAAAUCACACUGGCUGCCAGUGGGCCAUGAUUGUGCUGCCAGAUUAUACAUUCUUAUGAAUCUGAAUAUGAAUUACACCUCCUUUCGCCACUUUUCAGGACAUGUUGUUCUGUGCGGCUUUGGUCUCUUUAUCCUAGAGACAAAGAAUAGGGGUUAUACGACACCUAGAGUAGCCGAGUAUCCGGCACCGGAACUACUCCUCGGUAAAGAGGCAACUCGACUAGCAGACUACUGGACAUUGGGAGUCUUCCUCUACAAAAUGCUCGUGGGAGUUCCAUUAUUUUACGACGAAAAUCCUAGUAAGAUUAUGGAAAAGAUCCUCAAACAGCCUCUUGAGUUUCCUGGCAAUGUAUCCGCAGCAGCCAAGGACCUUAUAACUUGCCUUCUUGAUCGCAGGCCGGAGCAACGCCUAGGCGCAAACGGCGCGUCUGAAGUUAAGAAUCAUUCAUUUUUCAACGAUAUUGACUGGCAGGUGGUUCUCCAGCGGAACUACGAACCUGAUUUCAAGCCAGAAUAUACACCUGGCUCUAAUCCUCUAUGCGGAUCCUGUAACUUCACACCAAACCACGUAUCUGGAUUCUUUGAGCAACAUGGUGUGUCUGGAAGCUUUGAGCUACCAGAGCCACCAUCAAUAUUCAAAGAAUUGAACAGCUGGGCUAUGGCCCAAAGAGGGAGGGACUCCAAGAUCCCGGAGACGACUAUUCAAGCGGAUAAUGAAUGGGACCUCGUGUGGAGAGAGGCACAGCCGCAAAGCUUCCAUUUCUACAAUCGUGUCACAGGGGAAACAAGACCAGUUCCUUCUCGUGCUGUCGAUCCUUACACUACCCAGGACGCUGCAACUUAUAGCAGUGUUAGCUCGGAUACCACACCUAGUUUAACGCACAAGUUGGACGCGCUUGAGGCUGCGUUGCAAGCCGGAUACGACCAUGCUGUCUCGGAGCUACUAGAAUAUGACAUAGACUUAAAUGUCGAGAUUUUUGGGCGGGACCGGAAGAGCCCACUCCAUUGGGCAGUCAAGCAUAAAAACCUCCAUCUAGUUUGCCUGUUCCUGGAGCAUGGCGCGAGCGCUGAUUUUGGUGGUCCUGCGUUAAUCCAGGCUGUGAAAGUCGGGCACCUUGCUAUUGCGGAAGCUCUUGUUUUAAAAACGAAUCGGGUGGCCUGUACUCAAUCUUUAGGUCUCGCCGUCGACCAACGAGAUACAAACAUGGUCAGACCUCUCUUAGGCUACGGUGUUCACUGCGACUUUGGAAAGGAUGAUCGCCCAUACCCUCAGCCAUCGUGGGAUCUUAGUUUUGAGGGCUAUGAUGUUUCUCGACCAGAAGAGUUUAAACCCCCUCUUAUCCGGGCAAUCCAGAAGCAUGAAAUUGAUGUAGUUCGGUUAUUACUCUCGCAUGGGGCAGACCCUAAUAUUGCCCUUCAUGAUACUUCCAAGUGUGGUAGAGCUGUCGAACUAGCUAUGGAGGCUGAACAACUAGAAAUAGUACAGCUAUUACUUGACAGCGGCGCAGAUAUUAGUUUGCCAAGUGAUGUUUGGGAGAAGUCGGGGCAUAGAUGUCACAUUUUGAAGAGACCAGUCUAUCAAAAAGUCACAGCUAGGUUGCGAGCGGCAAUGGUCGCACAAAAAAGGCGGCAAAUCCCUAGCUUUCUUUGA